AUGGCCGACUCGAUUUACACCAAUUAUCCCCCGUCUCUUUCCCCCGCGCAGCAAGAGUACCUGGUCACCACGACUAAAGACUGGGCAAUCCAAAAUGGCCUCGCAGUGCGGCCGAAUCCAUCCACCCUUCCCGAAGGUGCCGACUCGAACCGAGUGUUAGCAACAAACGCUCCAGUCACACUCUUUCCUAGUCCGUUCCCGAAAGUAUGCUUUGAAGAAGCUCAGGCUCUGCAAACUGUCUACAAUGAACUAUAUGCGGCGAUUACUUGCAACGAGGAAUGGCUGGGGAAGGUUAUGGAAGAGCUAAUUGAUGUGGAUGAUUUUGUUGCAAACCUCUGGAAGACUCACGUGGCGGUUAAAAAGGAAGGAUAUGUCCAGAAUCUGUCAUUGGGACUCUACCGCUCCGACUACAUGGCUGAUGUUACACCCAACCGAGCUCCGGCCUUGAAGCAAGUCGAGUUUAACACUAUCUCCUCGUCGUUUGGUGGACUAUCAGCUCUCGUAAGAUCAUUACACACCGAGCUUCUUACAUCACCCCCGGGCACUCCCAUCAGCUACCCACCUCACCCUCUCCUGCAAUCCGGUGUGCCUCCCGAAAAUCCUUCCGUUGAAACCCUGGCAGGAGGGUUGGCUACGGCACACAAGGCUUACGGGCCUUCAAAGUCUACGCCUGAGCUCCCGUUAUGUGUUGUUUUCAUCGUUCAGGAUGGAGAACGGAAUGUCUUCGAUCAGCAUGCCCUGUCUAAGCGGCUGACGGGAUCCCAUAAAAUCCCUGUCUUCCGUGUUCCCAGCAGCAAGAUCGUUGAUCAAACAUCAGUAUCCGCCUCCAAUCCUUCUCGACCAUUGGUCUACCACCCUCCUCACUCUCCAUCGUCUGCAUUCGAAGUGACCACCGUCUAUCUCCGAGCUUACUAUUCACCUGAUGAAUAUACAUCUAGUCGGGACUGGGAUGCCCGAGUCCAUCUGGAACGUUCUGCCGCGAUCAAGUGCCCCACCGUGCUGAACCAACUGGCUGGUUGCAAGAAGGUCCAACAAGUCCUCGCAGAGCCGACAGGCCCUGAUCAUCUGUCAAGCUUCCUCAAAGGCACUAACCCUGCAGUGAUUGCAAGACUUCGUGAGACAUUUGCCCCACAAUAUGAUCUUUCGGCAAAUGGACAGGGUCGCGAUCUGGCUCUCAACCCCGAGACAGCUAUGAAGCAUGUACUCAAGCCCCAGCGUGAAGGUGGCGGCAACAACAUUUAUAAAGCCGAAAUUCCAGGCUUCCUUCGCUCCAUCCCUGAGAGCGAUUGGAAGGGAUGGGUACUGAUGGAGCUCAUCAAUCCCGCACCCGAUGCGGAGAAUGUCGCUCUGCGGAACGACGGAGAAGUCCUUCGUGGCAACGUGAUCUCCGAGCUUGGUGUCUAUGGUACUAUCUUGUGGGAUAACACGGGCAAGGUCCACCAUAAUGAUCAAGGUGGCUGGUUGCUGAGAACCAAAGGAAAAGAAGUCAACGAGGGUGGUGUUGCUGCUGGGUUCUCUAGUUUGGAUAGUGUGCUACUCUUCUAG
This is a messenger RNA of Penicillium daleae, 1545 nucleotides long. RefSeq names its product glutathione synthase. Gene Ontology annotation, biological process: glutathione biosynthetic process. Gene Ontology annotation, cellular component: cytosol. Gene Ontology annotation, molecular function: ATP binding; glutathione synthase activity; glutathione binding. Lineage: Eukaryota; Fungi; Ascomycota; Eurotiomycetes; Eurotiales; Aspergillaceae. The coding region runs from base 1 to 1545 and encodes 514 amino acids. The transcript has 2 exons. The record is from RefSeq and is a predicted model, not a curated record.